AUGGCCACUACUACUUCUAAGGAUCAUACUAGUGAAACCACUCCCUCCCUCCUACCGGCCUAUGUCGAGGAAAUAACCAACAUCGAGACUUUUGUCACGACGAUACAAAAACUUUCUGACUGCAUUACUAAAGCGGUCUCUGACGGCAAGUCAGUCACCGCCGCAAAGAAGAGACUCAUCAACCUAGCUGCCGAGGAGAUCAGAAGGUGUGGGCAUAAACUGACAAGCAUGUCUACAGUGCUUGCCCCCGCCAAUAACCCCCCCCCCCAGAGUAACAUGAACAGCGACUUGAAGGCUGACAUCGUCGCCUGUGUCAGGAGCGAGAUGGCCAAACUAAAGGGCCAAAUAACCACGCAGCUUCAACAGCAGGCACGGCCUGCCUCAUACGCCCAGGCCGCUGCGACCAGCAGUGGGCCUGGCUCUCUUCCCAGCGUGACCACUAUGCCACCAGCCCGCGGUACAUCUAACAACAAGCCGGCCAUCGUGGUGACCCCAAAGGUAACCCCCAAAUCACGACAGGAAGCAAUCGAGGCGUUUAAGAAGAGCAUAUCGUACCGCACAGCGAAUUAUGCACCAGCUAGGGUUCAGGCAGUGUCAAAUCACAAACUUAGAGUGGAAUUUGACACAACCGAACAACGUAACGACACCCUACAAAAGCUAAAAUCGUCUGAGCACGUAAGCGUUGAGCCGGCUAAGGGACUGCGGCCAAUGAUUAUACUAAAGGGUGGCUAUCAAAUUGCAUUGCUGUCGGAGCCAUAUGUUGGCUCAGGAAAUGAGGUGCGACCAACUCAGGGACUCAACAUACAUCAAUUUGGUGGAAAAGGUAGAGUUAAGGCGUGUAUACUCACUAAACCAGGCUGCGGUCAGGUGAUUGGUAUGUCACAAUACUCUAACUCAAAUCUUUGCGUUAUUCAAUUCACAAGUGGCGGUCAUAAAAUACUCAUAGCCUCCGCAUAUAUCGAACCGAAUUCAGACGAAAAUAACACAUUAGAGCAUAUAGAUAAUUUUCUCAAGAUCUCUCGAUGCCCAAAUACCAUCAUUGGCGGUGACUUUAAUGGAUGGCACCAUCUAUGGGGCAGUAAGACCAAUAACCCUAGAGGAUGUGCGGUAGUGGAGCUGGCACAUGCAAAUGAUCUCUUCGUUUGCAAUGUCGGCACCUCACCCACCUUUGAAACCGUCACACACGGCAGGGAUCGGGCUUCUAUAAUAGACCUCACAUUGGCCCAUGGACACAUAUUUGACCGUGUAGUCGGGUGGAAGGUCAACCUCAACGCCUGCCCUUCAUCGCAGCAUAAUGCGGUGGAAUACGAGAUUGCGACUGAGAAUUCUUCCUUAAACUCCUCAUCGAUAACUAACUCCACGUUUAAGUACAACAGCAACAAGGCCAAUUGGGGAAUAUUCAAGGAUGCACUCCACACGCUUAUGACCAAUACAGAUAUAUUGGAGAGAGACAUCGGAUCGCUGAACACAGCUGGCUUGGAGAAAUUGAUUGAUGACAUCUGCGGGAUCAUUCAUAAAGCGUGUGAAGAAUCUAUGCCGACAAAGAAAGGCCGAUCCCUGACGAAGCAUCGCCCGUUAUGGUGGACGGAAAAACUGACAGACCUCAAAAAAGAAGUCAUCCAGUUACACCACAGACUAAACCGAAUGAGACGUCGGAAUCUGCCUCUAGACCAACUAGCAGAGGAAUUAAAUAAUAAAAAGGCAAUAUAUGCGGAGGAACUGAGGGCGGAGUCUUCCAGGAGUUUUAGAGAGUUCUGCGAACUACAAACAAAAGAAAACGUUUGGACUCUCACGAAUAGACUUCUGAAGGACACUGCACCCAAGCGGCCACCAGCCACCAUAAAAAUUGGUGACAAUUACACCAGCAGCGAAACGGAGACGGCCCAAGCACUCCUGGAUCACUUUUACGGUGAUGAUACACCAGAUAAUGACACGCACCAACACCAGUUUCUUAGAUCCAGAAUCGGGAAUGAGCCAGAUGGAGUAGAUGAACCCCCAUUCGCUGUCGAGGAGGUUUUGGAACAUCUCAAAUGGAUGAAUCCUAAGAAGGCACCCGGCAUUGAUGGUCUGACAUCUGACAUCUGCCUACAAUUUACUAUUAAUUACCCAGAACUUAUAACGGGAAUCAUGAACAGGUGUCUAGAGCUCCAUCACUUUCCUCAGCAGUGGAAGAGAGCCGAAGUUAAAAUCAUACCAAAGCCAAGCAAGACUGAUUAUAGCGAAUUAAGCUCCUUCCGCCCUAUAGGACUCUUGCCAGUCUUUGGAAAAUUGCUCGAAAAAUUAUACAUUAAGCGUCUCAUAUAUUGCGCAACCAAAGCGGGACUACUCAACGGGCGACAGUUUGGCUUCAAGGAACAAACCAGCACGAUUACAGCUAUAGAUACGGCACUCAGUAUCGUAAAAGCGGCUAAGAAGAAUGGCAAACAGGUGCUGGGCGUUUCUUUAGACAUCCGCUCCGCAUUUGACAACGCGUGGUGGCCCGCACUAUUCGAGAGACUACGUGCUAUAAGAUGCCCCAAGAACAUCUUCCACUUAAUAGAGAGCUAUACGACGAACCGCACACUUACAUUAGAAUACGCAGGAGCGCGAGUUACUAAGAACAACACCAAGGGCUGCAUACAAGGUUCAGCGUGUGGACCCAUUUUAUGGAACGUGAUACUGGACGAGUUGCUUGAGGCUGAACUUCCGAGUGGAUGUCAUUUGCAAGCCUUUGCGGAUGAUGUUUUACUUAUCGUCUCCGCAAAGGAUGUAAAUACCCUACAAACAAAUACCAAUCGCGCUCUGGAAAUCAUAUUGGAAUGGGGGCAAAGUGUCAAAUUGACAUUUGGACCCACUAAGACGCAAGCCAUUGCAUUCACGCGUAAGGCUGAAGAAGCACACCUUAUAAUGGGGAGACACACUUUAGCGUUUCAAAGGAGUAUUAAGUUCUUAGGCAUGAUCAUUGACCGAAAGCUUCUGUUCGCUGAUCAUGUUAAGUACGUUGUUGGGAAGGCUAUGCGAAUUUUCAACAAACUAUGCAUUUACACCCGACCAACCUGGGGAGCCCAUCCCGAUAACGUGCAAACCAUCUAUCGACAGGUCAUUGAGCCUACAAUUACAUACGCAGCAGCUGCUCAAGUGGAUCUUAAUUUCAUAUUCUCAUGGGCUAAGGGCCAUGCGGGCGACGCAGGUAACGAAAUUGCUGAUGAGACAGCCAAAGGCGCUGCCACACAACACAAAACCCCUGACUACGCGAAGUUCCCUAUGAGCUUUGUAAAAAGGACUAUGAGGGAAAAAACUUGGAGAACUUGGCAGACAAGAUAUGAAAGCGCGGAACAAGGAGCGCGCACAAAAGAAUUACUCCCAAAACUGACGGACAUUUGUGCACUAUGGAAAGCAACCAAAGUAUCAUUUCAAUUAACGCAGGCUUUAACAGGUCAUGGCUACCACAAGGAAUAUCUGCAUAGAUUCAAAAUCGCUGCCGAUCCAUUCUGCCCCUGUGACAAUACCACUACUCAAACGUUAACUCAUUUGUUGAGGGAGUGUCCUAGAUUUGAGUACAAUAGACUAAGACACGAGAUGCUUUGUAGCAAUCUACGUAUAUCACCGUACUGUGUAACGGAACUUUCAAAUAAACAAAGUGCUAUUGAAUCCUUCGUUACAUUUAUUAAUUACAUCAUAGAUAAGCUUAAAGGAUUCAAUAAAUUGUAA
This is a messenger RNA of Parnassius apollo (apollo), 3690 nucleotides long. NCBI's taxonomy places the organism in Eukaryota, Metazoa, Arthropoda, Insecta, Lepidoptera, Papilionidae. The record is from the annotation of a GenBank genome assembly.